Molecule: messenger RNA, 1177 nt
Organism: Ricinus communis (castor bean)
Lineage: Eukaryota; Viridiplantae; Streptophyta; Magnoliopsida; Malpighiales; Euphorbiaceae
Product: protein FLUORESCENT IN BLUE LIGHT, chloroplastic
Exons: 5
Coding region: 340-1032 (230 amino acids)
Biological process (GO): chlorophyll biosynthetic process
Molecular function (GO): protein binding
Source: RefSeq, a predicted model, not a curated record
CAGACCCUCAAUCCCCAAAGAAUGAAUGAAGCUUUAUCCUCUUAGAAAAGAAGAAAGCAUGGCAGUAGUGCUCCGUUGCUCUUGCUUCCAUCCACGCCCUCACUCUCUCUCUCCUCCUCCACCUUCCGAUCUCAUGAUCUCCGGGAAUGCCCAUUUUCCCGGAAAGUUAGAUUCACUUCUUUUUAAAGUAGAAAAGUUUGUAUCAUCAUCAUCAUUUGGAAAUGCUUUUGGUUUGCCACCAUUUUAUCGCUAUAAGCCUGUAACUGAAGGAUGUAAAGACAUGAUUCAAGUGCCAUUUGUUUAUGAGCAAUUCUUUGAACAAUUUUCACCUCAUCAGGUAUGAUGGGCAACUUAAGAUUGAGAUCCUCAGUGACGGCAUUUCUGGUUACUAAUGCCUUGAUGUGGACUGCACCAUUUGAAGCUUUAGCUGAAACCCGCGAGGCUGAUAACUCCUUCUUCAAUAUGCCUGUACUGCUAUUUGUGGCUCUUGUAGGAGCCACUGUUGGAGGGUUGCUUGCACGGCAGAGGAGAGGGGAAUUGCAAAAGCUGAAUGAACAAUUGCGCCAGAUCAAUGCAGCUCUAAGAAGGCAGGCUAAAAUUGAGUCCUAUGCCCCCACCUUGAGUUAUGCUCCUGUUGGUAGCAGAAUAGCAGAGAAUGAAGUGAUUGUUGAUCCAAGAAAGCAGGAGUUGAUUUCUCGAUUAAAAAGUGGAAAAAAAUUUUUGAGGAAUCAAGAUCCAGAAAAGGCAUUUGAAGAGUUCAAGGCUGCUCUUGAGCUUGCUCGGAGUCUGAAGGAUCCAAUGGAGGAGAAGAAGGCUGCAAGAGGUUUAGGGGCCUCACUGCAAAGGCAGGGAAAGUAUCGUGAAGCCAUUAACUAUCACUCCAUGGUUCUUGCAAUCUCCCAAAAAGAAGGAGAAGAGUCUGGAAACACGGAGGCCUAUGGGGCAAUAGCUGAUUGUUAUACUGAACUUGGAGAUCUUGAAAGGGCUGGAAAGUUCUAUGAUAAUUACAUUGCAAGAUUGGAAAAGGACUGAUCCGUUUCAUGACUUCAUAGUUUUACCCUUAUGAAUGUAGCCGAUCUUGUUAUUACAGGUUGUUAUUGCAGACCAGAGUUCUUUUUCAGUUCUUUUCUAUUUUGGAUAUUUUGGAGGCACCCAAUUCCAAAUCUCCUUUGGAUCA